Hippoglossus stenolepis (Pacific halibut) is the source of this 2165-nucleotide messenger RNA. It is a transcript of the gene hjv, whose product is annotated as hemojuvelin BMP co-receptor. Gene Ontology annotation, cellular component: plasma membrane. The coding region runs from base 440 to 1714 and encodes 424 amino acids. Gene Ontology annotation, biological process: BMP signaling pathway. The record is from RefSeq and is a predicted model, not a curated record. The transcript is spliced from 4 exons. Lineage: Eukaryota; Metazoa; Chordata; Actinopteri; Pleuronectiformes; Pleuronectidae. Gene Ontology annotation, molecular function: coreceptor activity.
UCAGGAGAUGUAACUGAACCCUGAACCCAGGUCUGUGGCUGCAGAGCACCGAGCAGAACCUGAACCAGGUGUGUGUCUGUGUGUGUGUCUCUGUGUGUGUCUCUGUGUGUGUGUGUGUGUGUGUGUGUGUGUGUGUGUGUGUGUGUGUGUGUGUGUGUCUCUCUCUUUCUGUGUGUGUGUGUGUUUCUCUCUCUCUCUCUGUGUGUGUGUGUGUGUGGGUCUGCAGCUGUUGGUUGUUGGUGAUUUAUUUAGAAACUGAAGCUCAGUCGUCAGCUGUGAACGACCAUGAGGCAAAGACCAGAACCUGGAGUGGGACUUCAGAACUGAAGAGUCCCCUGCAGGUUCUGAAGCGUGUGGGACUGACGGAGGACAUGGACGGACUCUGAUCCUGAACCAGGGCGGCGCUGGUCUACGAACCUGUUCUGGGUUCAGUCUGAUAAUGAAGCUUUGGGCCAUGUUACCAUGGAAACUCUGUAUCCAUCUGAGUCUGCUGCUGGUCCAGCUGAGUUUACCUGAAGUUGCAGCUUCCUGUCGCAUCCUGAGAUGUAAUUCUGACUUUGUGGCUGCGACAUUGGACCUGGGCGGCGGCGGUGGCGGCAGCGUUGGCGGGAUUGAUGGCGUUGGAAGAGGUGGUGGACCAGAUGGAGCAGCUCUGAGCAGGGAGGCGGUGAACACCGGUUACUGCAGCGCCCUGCGCUCCUACGGCAUGUGCACAAAACGGAUGGCACGGGCGUGUCGCGGUGACCUGGCGUACCACUCUGCGGUUCAGGGCAUCGAGGACCUCCUGAUCCAGCACCGCUGCACCCGAGUUGGGCCCACAGCCCAGCCCCGCCCCCUCCCUCAGGGCACGCUGUCGGGAGAUGCCUGCUUUUACGAGAGGAGCUUCUUGAGCAGAGAAGGUCGGACACCAGAGUACCUGCACUGUGGCGUGUUCGGAGACCCACACAUCAGAACCUUCCACGAUGACUUCCAGACGUGUUCCAUGCAGGGGGCGUGGCCUCUCAUGGAUAACGAAUACCUGUACAUACAGGCCACCAGCUCGCCAAAGAGGGCGAGCUCACAUGGCACGGUGCUCACAAAGAUAACCAUCAUCUUUAAAAAUGUGCGUCAGUGUGUUGGUCAGCAGCUCUACCAGGCCGAGCUGGACAACGUCCCUGCGGCGUUCGCUGACGGCUCGGUGUCGAGUGGCGAGUUGCAAGGUCACCACAUCCUGACUGUCUGGACUCGCAUUGCUGGCCGACACGUCGAGAUCCGAGCGGCUCACAUUGGCACGCUGCUGGUGGUGCGUCAGAGCGGCCGGUCGCUCGGCUUAUCGAUCCGGUCGCCGCGUGACGUCAUGGAGGCCUUUGGCCCCGACCAGGACCUGCAGCUGUGUGUGUGGGGCUGCCCCCCCUCCCAAAGAUUCAACACGCUGCGCCCGCUGCCGCCGCUGGACUCCUCGCAGCCUGAUGAUGUCAGCGCCCAUGACCACUGUGCUACGCUGCUUCCUGCCCAAGAUGUUUACUACCAGGCCUGUGUGUUUGACCUGAUCACCAGCGGAGACCUGAACUCCAGCACAGCCGCCGUCAGUGCGCUGCAGGAUGCCAGAAACAUGAUCUCAGAGCAGGAGAGAGUUCACCUGCUGCUGGUCACCUCCGCCGAGCAACGAGCACAACCACACCUGACACUGCUGCUGCUGCCGCUCGGCAUGCUGGGACCUCUGAGCAGAGCCUGAAGCAGCAGGAAGUCAUCGGAAGGAAGUCACUCCGCUUAGACUGAAACUAACAGCAGGACAACACGCCCGAGGUUACGUGUUCAUAAUCUGUCGCAGAUGAAGUGAGGUUCUAAUCAGAACACAUGAUCAUGUUUUAAUCUGCCGCCAUGUUUCCUCAUUUGUGGAGCGUAAACUUGAUUCUGUAAAAUAUUAACUAUCAACGUUUACAUCUCGAACAAGAAAAAAAAAUGUAGUUGAUAUUUAUUGAAAAACUGCAUAAAACACUUGUGUGUGAUGAGGAUGUGACAUCAUCAGGUGGGUGGAGCAAUGAUCACACAUCGUCAUGCUGACAUCGUCACGUUCGCUUGGAUCUUUUCUGGCAUCAGAACUUUCUUACAGCAGUGCAUUCUGGGUCUGGUAGUCGACUUGAAAAUAAUUAUAAUAAUUAAAGCUACAAGUAGCAAUGAUUAAA